CUGGGAUAGAAUAUGAAUGAAGUCAUGUCACAUGUGUCAUAUUGAUAAAAACUAAGUGCUUACGCCUUACAAUACGUUAUUAAUAAAUCCUACUAUUAUUGCUAAUUAAAGAAAUGUAAAUUUAAUUCUUACUAAAAUACACCCUCGCCAUACAUCAACCAAAAUGUCGUCGUCGGCAGUUUACAUAUUGGAUGUAAAAGGAAAAGUUCUUAUUUCGAGAAAUUACCGUGGCGAUGUCGAUUUAGGUGUGAUCGAUAAAUUUAUGCCACUACUAAUGGAAAAGGAAGAAGAAGGCAUGCUGACACCACUGUUACAGACAAGUGAAUGUACGUUUGCUUAUAUAAAAACUAAUAACUUAUACAUUGUUUCAACAACUAAGAAAAAUGCAAAUAUUGCAUUAGUUUUUGUGUUUCUGUACAAAAUUGUUGAAGUAAUGACAGAAUACUUUAAAGAACUGGAAGAAGAGAGUAUCAGGGAUAAUUUUGUUGUCAUAUAUGAGCUAUUAGAUGAAUUAUUAGACUUUGGUUAUCCUCAAACAACUGAUAGUAAAAUACUACAAGAGUAUAUAACACAGGAAGGCCAUAAACUGGAGAUGCAACCUCGCAUUCCAAUGGCGGUUACUAAUGCUGUUUCAUGGAGGUCAGAAGGUAUCAAGUAUCGAAAAAAUGAAGUGUUUCUUGAUGUGAUAGAAUCUGUUAAUCUACUGGCAAAUGCAAAUGGAAAUGUUCUUAGAAGUGAGAUUGUUGGAGCUAUUAAAAUGAGGGUAUACUUGUCUGGAAUGCCAGAAUUGCGUCUUGGCCUCAAUGAUAAAGUUCUUUUCGAGAGCACUGGUAGAGGAAAAUCAAAAUCUGUUGAAUUAGAGGAUGUAAAGUUUCACCAGUGUGUAAGACUAUCACGUUUUGAAAAUGACAGAACUAUUUCAUUUAUCCCUCCAGAUGGUGAAUUUGAGUUAAUGUCUUAUAGGCUUAACACUCAUGUGAAGCCUUUAAUUUGGAUUGAGUCUGUAAUUGAACGACAUGCUCAUUCAAGAGUUGAGUAUAUGAUCAAAGCUAAAUCCCAGUUUAAAAGACGUUCAACUGCAAACAAUGUUGAAAUAAUCAUUCCUGUACCAGCUGAUGCUGAUUCUCCUAAAUUCAAAACAACAAUUGGUAGUGUAAAGUAUACACCUGAACAGAAUGCUAUUACUUGGUCUAUAAAAUCCUUCCCAGGUGGCAAAGAAUAUUUAAUGAGAGCUCAUUUUGGUCUACCUUCUGUUGAAUGUGAAGAAACUGAUGGUAAACCUCCAAUUCAAGUUAAAUUUGAAAUUCCUUAUUUUACAACAUCUGGUAUUCAGGUAAGAUACUUAAAAAUUAUUGAGAAGAGUGGAUAUCAGGCUCUACCAUGGGUAAGGUACAUCACCCAAAAUGGAGAUUAUCAGCUUAGAACUAAUUAACAAGUUACAUUCCUUCUAUGUUUUAUACUUAUGCACUAAACAAUAUUUAAGAUUAUUAUGCAGUUAUAAUUUAAUUUCAAGUAUUAUAUUGUAAAAGUUUUUUGACACAAUAAAUUGUUUAA
Messenger RNA from Pieris brassicae (large cabbage white), 1554 nucleotides. RefSeq names its product AP-1 complex subunit mu-1 (gene AP-1mu). The transcript is spliced from 2 exons. Gene Ontology annotation, molecular function: clathrin-cargo adaptor activity. The record is from RefSeq and is a predicted model, not a curated record. NCBI's taxonomy places the organism in Eukaryota, Metazoa, Arthropoda, Insecta, Lepidoptera, Pieridae. Gene Ontology annotation, biological process: vesicle-mediated transport; intracellular protein transport. The coding region runs from base 164 to 1432 and encodes 422 amino acids. Gene Ontology annotation, cellular component: clathrin adaptor complex; clathrin-coated vesicle.